AUGGAAUCCCUCUCAGACACUGAUUGGGAUGUAGUUAUCAGCGGCACGGGACUGCAGCAGUCUCUAUUUGCCCUGGCACUCUCGCGAUCAGGCAAGAACAUACUCCACGUUGACCCCGAGGGCUACUAUGGAGAACACGAAGCUGCGUUCAGCCUCCAAGAAGCGGAUAUCUGGGCCGCCAAGCAUGCGUCGCUGGACACGACGGGACUCUUUCGCGCUGCCGAGGUGACCAAGGCGGACACCAUGCCUUCGCCGCGUGCCUACAGCCUGGCCCUCGCGCCGCAGCUCAUACACACCCGGUCCGAGCUCCUCAACAAGCUCGUCUCCUCCAAGGCCUUUCGGCAGGUCGAGUUCCAGGCGGUCGGGUCGUUUUUCAUCUUUCAGUCUGCGCCAGCAGACUCUGAUGACGCGAAGACGCCCACGCUCUCCCGCAUCCCGUCGACAAGAGAAGACGUCUUCUUAAGCACGGCAAUUCCGGUCCGGGCCAAGCGGUCGCUGAUGAAGUUUCUCAAGUUUGUCCUCGACUACGAGUCGGAGCCACAGGCCGAAAUUUGGAAGCCCCGCGCUGACGAGCCACUGGCCGGCUUCUUGGGCUCCCAGUUCAAGCUAGAUGACACACUGCAGUCCUACGUCAUUGCCCUGACCCUCAGCCCCGAUGGAAACAUCACGGUCGAGGACGGGCUGGUAGCCAUCAGCCGACACUUGACCUCGAUGGGCGUCUUUGGCGCUGGCUUCGCGGCUGUCUACCCGAAAUGGGGUGGGUUGUCCGAGGUCUGCCAGGUCGGGUGUCGUGCUGCUGCUGUCGGUGGCGCUGUGUACAUGCUUGGUACUGCUAUCACGAACGUUGCAAAGCGGGACGAUGAGAGGACCAAGCUGGACAUUUCCCUCUCCAACGACAUGGUGGUAAAGGCCAAGACACUAUUCUGCAGCUCAAAAAGCAGCCCUGAAGACGGAGUGUGCCUGACACGAAUCACAGCUGUGGUUGGCGCUGCCUUGCCAAGGCUGUUUGAACCGGUGGUGGAUGGGUCUCCGAUACCAUCUGCCAUCGUCGUGGCGUUCCCUACUGGCUCAGUGUCCGAUGGCGAUGGGCAUGCUACAGAGUAUCCCAUAUAUGCCAUGGUGCACUCGAGCGACACGGGGGAAUGCCCUACUGGUCAAUGUAUCGUCUAUCUGAGCACCAUUUCUACAGCGUCGUCCAAGAUUCUCCUGGCGGCCGCCUUGUCAUCUCUCCUGCGCUCCGCCGCUUCUGAGGGUCAAGCAACUCCCGAGGUAGUCUACAAGCUGCAGUACGAACAAAGGGGCUCAAAAUCGCCGUCCUUGGACGUGAGCGAAGAUGAUGUCGUGACAUUCGGCACGCCAGUCUUGGAUUUGGCAUUUCGCGACGCCACCCUGCAGCCUGUGCGCCAGGCGUGGGAAAAGCUUACCGGUCGGAGUGGUGAGGAAGCCGACGCUGAGUUUCUCGUGUUUGAGGAUCGCGAAGGUGUGACCGACGAUGACGACGUAUUUGACGUCUAG
Messenger RNA from Cordyceps militaris CM01, 1515 nucleotides. Its product is annotated as rab proteins geranylgeranyltransferase component A. The transcript has 3 exons. The record is from RefSeq and is a predicted model, not a curated record. Gene Ontology annotation, cellular component: cytosol; nucleus; Rab-protein geranylgeranyltransferase complex. NCBI's taxonomy places the organism in Eukaryota, Fungi, Ascomycota, Sordariomycetes, Hypocreales, Cordycipitaceae. Gene Ontology annotation, molecular function: GDP-dissociation inhibitor activity. Bases 1 to 1515 code for a protein of 504 amino acids. Gene Ontology annotation, biological process: protein geranylgeranylation; vesicle-mediated transport; small GTPase-mediated signal transduction.